This is a messenger RNA of Colias croceus (clouded yellow), 696 nucleotides long. RefSeq lists its product as uncharacterized. The transcript has a single exon. Lineage: Eukaryota; Metazoa; Arthropoda; Insecta; Lepidoptera; Pieridae. The record is from RefSeq and is a predicted model, not a curated record. Bases 1 to 696 code for a protein of 231 amino acids. Gene Ontology annotation, molecular function: nucleic acid binding.
AUGAAUGGAAGUGGUCUUUGUCGUACGAUUUGGACGACAGCAGUGAUAAAUGCAGUACAGGUGCGAAUAAGGAAAAAUCCGGUCCGAAAUCGAAAACAGUUAGCACUGCAGAUGGGCCUUAGCAGUACCACAGUUAAAAAGGUGUUGAACGAGGACCUAGGACUACGGGCUUAUUGUAGAAAAACAUCGCAUCUUCUUAACACACGCUUAAAGAAAUUAAGACUGGAUAAAUGUCGCGCUUUACUUAAACGAUACGCGAGAAAAAUGCAUCGUGAUAUCCUGUUUUCAGAUGAAAAAUUUUUUACCGUGGAGGAGUGCUGCAACAAACAGAAUAUCAAAGUGUAUACCCACAGUAGUGAAGAAGCUUGUCAACGUGUAUCUCGAGUCCAACGCGGCCAUCACCCCUUAUCAGUAAUGGUUUUCCUGGAAGUGUCUUAUUUUAGCCUAACAGAGGUGUUUUUCUGUGAAAAGGCUGUGAAAACAAGUGUCAAUGUUUAUCAAAAUAUGCUCCUGACAAACCUCGCCAAACCUCCUUCUCGGAACAUGUUAAAAAAUCAGCACUGGGUAUUCCAGCAGGACUCAGCACCUGCCCACAAAGCCAAGAGUAUCCAAAGUUGGCUGGCCGCCCAUCAGAUUGACAUCAUUCGUCAUGAAGAUUGGUCAUCUUCUAACCCGGACCUGAAUCCUGGGUUAUAA